Molecule: messenger RNA, 1077 nt
Organism: Cinara cedri
Lineage: Eukaryota; Metazoa; Arthropoda; Insecta; Hemiptera; Aphididae
Source: the annotation of a GenBank genome assembly
CUACACUGUAUUGCGAAGGCAACCGGAAUGCGUGGAUCAAUUUUACGAAUAUCAGACGGGACGGUCGUCUUGGCCAGAACCCGGCAGGAGGUAAAAAGUGUUUUGAUGCGAGCCAUAUACGAACCAAGGUUAAUCGUUAACUCGAUUAUUACGGUACCCUGUGGCGGAUCGCUUGACAGCCUGAUGGUCACCGUGACCGGCAAGACGUUCACGCAAGUUUUCAUCGCAGAGCUCCGUCCAGAAAGGCCGCUCACUUAUGUCAUUGUGUCGUCUUUGACUCAACAAUUUUUCGCCGGACCAGUCGCCGACAGGCAGACUCUGGAAACGAGGUUCGCAGGAGGUGACUGCCCAGCUGACACGGGCGUCGAUCGUAUGCCAAAAGUCGGUUUAAAACCAAAGGAACAUGUAGGCUAUGCGCCUAAUUUAGCAACUCGCUGUAAAACCUCGCCCGAGAUCACACAAUCCGACAUCGCCGCUAAAAUCUUACAACACAUACUGCUCCACAUACCUCCACCAGAAAUCCAAAUCUCUCGCAACGUACCCUCCUCAUUGAAUACCCUAACUGGUUAUACACAUUCCGUAAUCUCAACUAAAAACCCACCUUCUAGAAUCUUAAGCCCCGUAUGCCCCAAUCCCGUCAACAUCUUCACUUCCCACCAACCAUUUCAAAACACUUGUAGUUACAGAGUUCCGUUCGACACAUUUCAUCCGAUGAAAAAUGUACCUCAACAUAUAGGACCAAUAAUUACAGCUUCACGUUUUCCAUUAAUCAUCUUUGAUGGGCCGCAUCAACUAUCGGCGAACACCUUUGUUCGGCCCCAACAUUUAUCUUUACGACCUUUACUGUUAUACCAUUAUUACGUGGGCCGUUAUGACAACGUAUAGAUACCGACAAUACACAGCGGCUUUAUCGACUCACAAUGAUGCCCUAAGUUGGUAUCAUGUUCCCUUUUUGAGUUUCGUUGUUCAAUUUGGUUCUUUUUUCUGUUGAAAUAUGUAGAAAUUCCUCUAAACCAAAAUUGUAAGAUGUUCUAAAUAUUUUCCUUGUUUUAAGCGGUAAUCCGUGUUGUGUGCAUG